AUGUGUCUUGUUGUGGAUGCAGUAGAACGAAUGGUUAAACUUGUUAAAAGUGAUUGCGACAAUCCAAAGUAUUGUUUGCUGCAGAAGGUAUCAGAGAAACAAUUAAAGACGUUUGGCAUUGUGCUGGCAGAAUCGGAAUUGGAAGAUGAUGAUUACAUACAUUGUGAUCUCUGCGGAGUUUAUUAUCGGGCAUCUUGUCAAUUGCAUCCUCUGUUUAUUGUAAGCGAUAGGGAAGUGCGUGAAGAUAGUAAACCAAGAGCAGAGCAAACAUUGCCUGCAUUUUUCGAAAUAAAAACUUCGAAAAUCCCUAAAGCUGGACUUGGCGUUUUUGCGAAAAUGGAUAUACCAAUAGGACUGGUAUUUGGUCCAUAUCAAGGUAUAUUAUUAUCUGAUCCAAAAAAGGCUGAUCAGAAUGGUUAUUCAUGGGAAAUUCGUAUUAGUGGUAAACCAUCGCAGUACAUUGAUGGUAGCGAUCCGAAACACUCAAAUUGGAUGCGUUACAUAAAUAGUUCCAGAUUCGAGAACGAACAGAAUUUAAUCGCCUUCCAGUACAAUGGUUCUGUAUAUUAUCGCGUGUUUAGGCCAAUUAGCGAUGGGACUGAACUUUUAGUAUGGUAUGGAAACAAAUAUGGCGAGAGUUUGGGAGUAUUGAGUGUGACACCAAGGCAUAAAAUCCCAUUGGAGAAAAAUCCAUACAUUUUCGGCUAA
Thelazia callipaeda (thelaziosis nematode) is the source of this 708-nucleotide messenger RNA. NCBI's taxonomy places the organism in Eukaryota, Metazoa, Nematoda, Chromadorea, Rhabditida, Thelaziidae. The record is from the annotation of a GenBank genome assembly.